AUGAGGAAAUUGCUCCUCAUUUUUUGUUUCAUUCUAUCACAAUCACGAGCCCAAUUUGAAGACGGGCGUCUAUGUUUUUGUAAAGGAGAAGAAGCUGUCGAAGCUUGCUCGUGCUCGCUUCCAACUAAUAUCGAUAAAUUAAAUAAUGACCGAAUUUACGAAAAAGUGCAGAAGUUGCUCAAAAAGGACUUUUUCCGGUUUUACAAGGUGAAUAUGGACAAGACAUGUCCAUUCUGGUCGGAUGAGCGACAAUGCGGGACCAGUCAAUGCGGCAUCGCAUUCUGCGACGACGAAGUUCCCGUCGGCCUUCGCCGACCAUCGGCGGUGAACGUGGUACGGAUUUCGCAUCGCAAAAAUCACACUGACCGCUGGAACACGACGCGUAUUCCUACGGUUGGCAUUGUUCAGGACGAAGCGAAGAAGUGUGGCGAAAAGACAGCGAGCAAUCAAUUUGAUCCGAUGGAUCGCACGCUGAAUGAGAACGAGAAGAAGCAGCUCGAUGCGAUGGAUUAUCACGACGAAGGACUCGAGGACAAAUUUUGUGAAAUCGAAGAUGAGGAAUCAAUUAAUAUGCACUAUGUCGAUUUGUCAAAGAAUCCGGAAAGAUACACCGGCUAUUCGGGAAAAUCGCCACAACGAGUGUGGAAGAGUAUAUAUGAAGAGAAUUGUUUCAAACCGGAUCCGAAAUUUGACAAGAAUUUCCUUCUACACCCGAAUAAUUUUGGAAUGUGCCUUGAGAAGCGAGUGUUUUAUAGACUUAUUUCCGGACUUCAUUCGGCGAUCACUAUCUCGAUUGCGGCCUACAACUAUAAACCUCCACCACCAACUCUCGGAAAAUUUGGCUCGCAAAUCGGCCAAGGAACAUGGUUCAGAAACACGGAAAUGUUUGCGGGACGAUUUGGUACCAAAUGGUCUUGGGAAGGUCCGCAAAGACUGCGCAAUGUGUAUUUUGUCUAUUUGUUAGAGCUUCGAGCACUUUUGAAAGCGGCUCCGUACCUUCAGAAUGAGCUCUUCUACACAGGAAAUGAAAAGGAGGAUAGCGAGACUCGGGCUGCAAUUGAAGAGCUUCUUGAAGAAGUUCGACAAUUCCAAGACCACUUUGAUGAAUCAGAAAUGUUCACAGGAGUUGAGGCUCAAGCUCGCGCUCUUCGUGAGGAAUUCCGAUCGCAUUUUGUAAAUAUUUCAAGAAUUAUGGAUUGCGUUGAAUGCGACAAGUGUAGGCUUUGGGGAAAAGUUCAAGUCCACGGAAUGGGAACAGCUCUUAAGAUUUUAUUCUCUGAUCUCCCGCAUUCUCAUUAUAAGCACGACUUGUCUAAAUUCCAAUUAACGAGAAAUGAAGUUGUUGCCCUUCUCCAAAGCUUUGGCCGCUAUUCGUCGAGUAUCAUGGAAGUACAGAAUUUCAGAGCUGACAUGUAUCCAGAAGCAGCAGCUCAAGGACCCCAAACACCUACAACAACACCAAAGAUUGAACUAUGA
This is a messenger RNA of Caenorhabditis bovis, 1476 nucleotides long. Lineage: Eukaryota; Metazoa; Nematoda; Chromadorea; Rhabditida; Rhabditidae. The record is from the annotation of a GenBank genome assembly.